This is a messenger RNA of Talaromyces rugulosus, 618 nucleotides long. RefSeq lists its product as uncharacterized. Bases 1 to 618 code for a protein of 205 amino acids. Lineage: Eukaryota; Fungi; Ascomycota; Eurotiomycetes; Eurotiales; Trichocomaceae. The transcript has a single exon. The record is from RefSeq and is a predicted model, not a curated record.
AUGUCAAACCCCCAUCCUAGCCCCAUCUCCCUCGCGCACGUCGUGCUGCGCACCACCCCUGCAAACUAUCCCAAAAUGGUAUCCUUCUAUGUGUCUUUACUGUCCGCAACACCCAUCUACCAAAACGACAGCAUGACAUUUCUGCGCUACGACGACGAACACCACCGCAUCGCUAUCAUCCAGACCCCCGAUGUCAACCCCUCGCCCGAAAACACCUUGAUUGCCGGCCUCGACCACAUCGCAUUCGCAUUCGCAACCCUAACCAGCCUCGCCCAGACAUACAUCUCCCUCAAAUCCGCCACGCCAGAGCCGAUCGUACCUCUCUGGUGCGUCAACCACGGCCCCACGACAAGCAUGUACUACCGCGACCCAAACGGCGCGCGCGUCGAGCUGCAGGUCGACAAUUUCGAUACUGCCGAAGAAGCGGAUGCGUUUAUGCGCAGUGCCGCGUUUGCGAAGAAUUCCAUUGGCACGGAUUUCGAGCCGGAGGAAUGGGCAGCCCUGAUUUUGAGCAAGGUUGGGCUAGGUGGAGAGGAAGGGUUGAGUCUGGAGGAGGUCAAGAGAUUAAAAACGAGGAGUGAGGUUGGUGGGAGACGGGUUCCUCCCGAUUAUCAAUGA